Molecule: messenger RNA, 1473 nt
Organism: Cladocopium goreaui
Lineage: Eukaryota; Dinophyceae; Suessiales; Symbiodiniaceae
Source: the annotation of a GenBank genome assembly
AUGGGGAACCAGCUGAAUCCAGUCAUUGAAGCUAUGAAGGCUAUGAAGAUCCUGGUGAAACUGGUCUCGCUAGCUGCUGGCACCAGUGGCAUUCCAAAGUAUUUGUUGGAUGAAGGUUUCACUGGCUCUGUGGCAAUCAUUGAGACGCCCAACAGUGGCCGAGGCUUGGUGGCUGCUAGGGAUCUUGUGACUGGGGAUGAGGUGCUGAGUGUUCCCCUGCAACAUCUCGUCUCGCUGGACACGCUGGACACGCUGGACACGCAGCCGCAGAUUGCUUCGGACCUUCCAGCGGCAGAUGCUUUGGCCUUAAUCCUGGCAUACUCCCGACAUUCGGAGACCUUCUUGAUCAACCAGCUGUUGCCCCAAGAGGUGACGCAUCCAUUGUUUUUUGGGCCAAAGGACUGGGAAGUUGCGGAGUCUUUGGUUUCAGCCAAGCUUUUCAGGUCCCUCCACCAUGAAUUUUCGGAGUCUUGGCAGCGCGUGCAGGGGCUUCAAUUGGAGGAGGAGGACUUUCGAUGGGCUCAUGCCAUUCUGCGCAGCAGGGGCCAUGCCAUUCGUUUGAAAACGACUGCAGGUGUGUGGCAGACAAGUUGGGGCUUGGUACCCUUAGCCGACCUGCUAAACAUGGGCGAUGAUCAAACUGCCAAUGUGGACUGCGGAACACGAUAUCUCAGCAACAACUGGGGCUUAAAUAGCACCUUUAGGUGCACUGUCCGCCGUGAUGUGCUGAAAAACGAAGUGCUGUUGACAGAAUACAUUUCAAAGACUGAGCACCGAACUGGUGCAGUACUCCUCCGAGAAUAUGGCUUCGUCCCAGCAGUGGCAGAUGGGCUCAGCUUUCUUCCAAGAAGCUGCGAGAAGCUGCACUGCGCUGUGCACAUUCGAGAGAUGGGACAGUUGGAACGCCAUGUAGCUGAUCCAGAGGCUUUUCUUGCAGAAGCUUUGCUGAACAACUCCCUCCUUCCCAUUGACAACUCUACCAAUGAGGCUCUAAAACUCUUGGCCUGGCAUGAGGGCAAUCUGCUACUUGAUCUGUCCAGACAGCACAAGCAAAGCAAGCUGCCAAAGGUCUUCUAUGAUUCCUGGCGCUCUCGUGCUGGUGUCCCCGAGGCCCCAGGGGCCCCAGCUUCAAAGUCGUCGGAGUUGCUGAGACUCCUCAGAGAUCCGGAGAUUUUGCACACGAUCGCAUGGGACCAAGCACUUUGGGAUGCUGGCAAACUUUUAUUGUCAGACUGGGAUGACGCUUUAGCCACUGAGUUACUUUUGAGCCACCACGACUUUCCUCCAGAACUGGAACUUUUGUUUCGACUUCGCCGACAUGAGCUGCUGGCGAGGUCUGUUGAAGUGGAAGAUCGGCUGUCUCUUCAACCGUUGUAUUGUGCAUUUGCCACCCAAGCCUUACUGAACGACCACGCAUGGCCGCUCAACGAUGCCGAGAAGGAGGUGCUGAAGGUGGCCCCCAAGCUGGCAUGA